Molecule: messenger RNA, 1219 nt
Organism: Loxodonta africana (African savanna elephant)
Lineage: Eukaryota; Metazoa; Chordata; Mammalia; Proboscidea; Elephantidae
Product: olfactory receptor 2A12-like
Exons: 1
Coding region: 126-1118 (330 amino acids)
Biological process (GO): G protein-coupled receptor signaling pathway; detection of chemical stimulus involved in sensory perception of smell
Cellular component (GO): plasma membrane
Molecular function (GO): olfactory receptor activity; G protein-coupled receptor activity
Source: RefSeq, a predicted model, not a curated record
UAGAAGUUUUUUAAAAAAAAAUUUGGAACCCAGUUUUGUGAGUGUCCUACCAUAUACUAUUUUACCUGACACUCUUAAUACAUGAACUACAGCUUUGUUAGAAUCUGAAGUUUUCACCUUUAUGUAUGAUGCCUCUGUUCGUUCUCUACAGAAAAAAAAAAAAAAAAAAGAUGCAGGACUUCUUCUGGGGAAACCACAGCUCUCUUACUCAGUUUAUUCUUCUAGGAUUCUCUAGCAAUACCAAGACAAAUGUUAUUCUCUUCAGUAUCUUUCUCUUCCUCUACCUCAUCACCCUUCUAGGCAACGGGCUCAUUAUCAUCCUGAUACGUAUGGACUCUCACCUUCACACACCCAUGUACUUUUUCCUCAGUGUCCUUUCCAUUCUGGACAUGGGGUAUGUCACCACCACCGUGCCCCAGAUGUUGGUGCAUCUGGUUUGCCAGAAGAAGAUCAUCUCCUAUAUUGGAUGUGUAGCUCAGAUGUACAUCUUCCUAAUGCUGGGCAUCACUGAGUCUUGGCUUUUUGCAAUCAUGACUUAUGACAGAUAUGUAGCCAUUUGCCAUCCUCUCAGAUAUAAGGUCAUUAUGAGUGCUUUGCUAUGUGGGUUAAUGGUAGCCUUCUGUGGAUUCUGGGGUAUUAGUUGUGCCCUGAUAUACACAGUCUCUACUAUGAUUCUUCCCUAUGGUGGUCCCAAUGAGAUAAAUCACUUCUUCUGUGAAGUGCCUGCCGUCUUGAAGUUGGCCUGUGCAGAUACAUCUCUCAAUGACAGAGUGGAUUUCAUCCUGGGUUUCCUCCUUCUGCUGGCCCCACUUUCCCUCAUCAUCAUUGUCUACAUCAAUAUCUUUGCUGCCAUCUUGAGGAUUCGCUCAGCCCAGGGGCAGCUCAAGGCUUUCUCCACCUGUGCCUUUCACAUCACUGUGGUCACUAUGUUCUCCGUACCAUGCAUGGUUAUGUACAUGAGACCUGGCUCUGCGGCCUCCCCAGAAGAGGACAAGAAGCUGGCUCUAUUCUAUAAUGUGAUCUCUGCCUUUCUGAACCCCAUCAUCUACAGCCUCAGGAACAAGGAUGUGAAACGGGCUUUUCUCAAAGUGACAGGGUGGGGAAAAGUGCCAGAAUAAAGUCACGAGAGCAUGGGCAGCACCAACGAAACCUGGGACACAGCCUACAUGACCUCUCCAUCCAAAUUUCUUCCAGUACCUAAAGGACUCUCAUGAAAGAU